UAGAGUAUAGGAGUGGUGGAAUGCAGUAAUAUAGCACAUCUCGAAUUUAAAACAUACAAUUUGAUUCCUACGUUGUUACAAGACACAUUGAAUAUGGUUCAACAAAAUACCAGUGUAUCUCUGCCAACAGGGCAACGAAUGCCCAUUUUAGGAUUUGGAACGUGGCACGCAAGCGGAGAAGAACUAGAAGCAGCUCUGGAUGCUGCUUUGGAAAUGGGAUACAGGCAUAUCGAUACGGCUACAGUAUAUGAAAAUGAACAUUUUAUUGGAAAAAUCUUAAAAAAAUGGUUGGAAUCGGGCAGGAUCAAGCGAUCCGAUCUGUUUAUUGUGACUAAGGUACCGCCUAGUGGAAAUAGACCCGGUGAUAUAAAAAAAUAUCUGGAAAGAUCACUUUCUAAUUUGCAUUUGAGCUACGUAGAUUUAUACCUCGUGCAUACGCCGUUUGGAUAUCAAGCUGGAGAAGAGCUUCAUCCUUUUAAUGAAAAAGGAGAAAUAAUUAUUGAUGCUGAUACAGACCAUCUGGAAAUUUGGUCGGCAAUGGAGAAUGAAGUGCUAGAAGGACGUACUAAAGCGAUUGGAUUGAGCAACUUUAACAUAGCACAGAUCAAAAGAAUUUUGGAUAACGCUAAAUUGCCAAUAUCAAAUUUGCAAAUUGAAUUGCAUGUUCAUUUUCAACAAACAGAACUAGUCAAGUUUUGUCAAGAUAACGACAUCAGUGUAACGGCGUAUGCUCCUUUAGGCAGCCGUGGAUUUGUUGAGAAAAUAGGAAAGGGAAACGUUGUGCCGGACUCAUUAAAAAACGUAACUGUGUUAGAAAUUGCGGAAAAAUACGAAAAAACGUCAGCACAAAUAUUACUCAAACACAUAAUUCAAAAAGGCAUAGCGACUAUACCGAAAAGCAUUAAUCCUUUAAGAAUUGAAGAAAAUAUGAAAUUAUUCGAUUGGGAACUCGAAGCUGAAGAUGUUGACAAAUUAAAUGCUUUAGAUAUGGGAGAAUCUGCACGCGUGUGUGAUUUCAGUUUUUUUAAAGGUCUAUCAAAGCAUCCAGAAUUUCCUUUCUAAGAUUAUCAUAUAGGAUAUCCCGAAAUUAGGUAAUAAAAAUACUAUAGCAAGAAAGGUUUCAAAAUAUUAAGUAAAAAAGUUAUUUGUAAAUUUUUAUUUUGGACAGUAGUUUUUGAGAUAAUAAGGAUUUAAAUAUGACCAAUUAUAGACUGCGUUUAGACGACCACCUGUUCUUGAAUCGCGCUUACGAUAGUAUCAGCGAGCCAAGUGCACAUUUUUUAUUAAUACAUAUUCACUAUCACUAAUUAGAUGAUCGUUUAAAGAUCUACAGUUGGCCAUAUUUAAAUCCUUAUAUCUCAAAAACUACUGU
Molecule: messenger RNA, 1372 nt
Organism: Trachymyrmex septentrionalis
Lineage: Eukaryota; Metazoa; Arthropoda; Insecta; Hymenoptera; Formicidae
Product: 1,5-anhydro-D-fructose reductase-like
Exons: 4
Coding region: 94-1062 (322 amino acids)
Molecular function (GO): oxidoreductase activity
Source: RefSeq, a predicted model, not a curated record